GUUUUAUAAUAAUGUAUACAAAUUUUAUUUAUAUAUUUUAUAAGGCGGUGAACGAGAGGUUCACCCCUCCAAGUAUUGUUAGGUUCACCCCUCCAAGUAUUGUUGCCAAGUAUUGUUCCUCCUUCUGCCGAUAUUCGUUCGUGAGAAUCAACCAUAUAUAGAAAUGAAUCUGCUUUUUUUUUUGUUUUAAAUUUUAAUAUAUUUUCUCUGUGCAAAGGGAAAUGAAUCUGAUUAUGAUUUUUUUUUUCUUUUUUAAGUUGUCAACUAUUUUCAAUAUCCACUACACGAAACUUGCCGUUUAAGUAUUAUUAAUUAUAUAAUUUAUAACCACACAAGUAAAAAUAAAAUAAAAAUUCCCUGAGCAGAGAAACACUUCCGAAUUAGCCAUUAUAUUGUAAAUAUUAAAGUUGAGCAAUUUAUUAUAGUCUUUUUUUUAUAUAGUCUAGAUAGAGAUAAUAUCUAUGUACUAUAAAGAAGUUUUAUUGGUUUUGUAAUUUAAAUGGUUUUUUUAAUAAUUAUAAAUGUCAUGUAGAAUCUGAUGCUAAUCAAUCCAAUAAUAUCAUUUAAGAAACAAAUUACUAAUUCGUAAAUACAUUGACAUAACAAGUAAGAAAUAUUUCAUUUGUAAAUUUUUUAUUCAUUUCACUUCAAAUUCUUAACUAUAAGUAAUCCCCCUUUGUAGUCACAUCUCAUCAUCAUCACUACUGUUUCUUUGCAAUCUUUAAGUUUUCUUCUUUACUAUUAUCGAAAUAAAGAUAAAGGUUUUGAAAUCUAAUCAAAAGUGAAGAUGAAACUCAUAGUGAUACAAUUCUUCAUAAUCUCUCUUCUCUUCACGUCUUCAUUUUUCGCACUUUCAAGCGCUGAUUCGUCAUGCGGUGAAAAGUGCAAUGUGAGAUGCUCAAAGAAUGACAGAAAACAUGAAGAGUGCAUCAAGGACUGCAAUAUAUGUUGCGGGAAGUGUAACUGUGUUCCAUCGGGCACUUAUGGAAACAAAGAUGAAUGUCCUUGCUACCGUGAUAUAAAAAACUCCAAAGGAGGACCCAAGUGUCCUUGAACAUAUAUGCUUUGAAAGUCCUCAUCGCAUGCCUAAUAAUAUCUACAUAUUUUUAUGUAUGGAAAAUGUAAUCUCAUGUACGUUUAAUGUAUGAUGAAAUAAAAUCUGUGCUUUACUAAUGAAAUUUUUUGUUAUC
Messenger RNA from Camelina sativa (false flax), 1190 nucleotides. RefSeq names its product gibberellin-regulated protein 8-like. The record is from RefSeq and is a predicted model, not a curated record. NCBI's taxonomy places the organism in Eukaryota, Viridiplantae, Streptophyta, Magnoliopsida, Brassicales, Brassicaceae.